Myxocyprinus asiaticus (Chinese sucker) is the source of this 4933-nucleotide messenger RNA. Its product is annotated as protein phosphatase Slingshot homolog 1-like. Gene Ontology annotation, cellular component: cytoplasm. The transcript is spliced from 15 exons. Bases 333 to 3266 code for a protein of 977 amino acids. The record is from RefSeq and is a predicted model, not a curated record. Gene Ontology annotation, biological process: negative regulation of actin filament polymerization; actin cytoskeleton organization; protein dephosphorylation. Gene Ontology annotation, molecular function: protein tyrosine/serine/threonine phosphatase activity; actin binding. NCBI's taxonomy places the organism in Eukaryota, Metazoa, Chordata, Actinopteri, Cypriniformes, Catostomidae.
UCACCUUCACGCGGUUGGCCCAGAAGCCCAUAUCUAACGCAAUCACAGAACUACACCAACCACGGACGGCGGUCCCGAAAAGAGGUCCAUCAUGUGUGGCCACUAAAUGAACGGUCCUGCCGUUAUUUAUUGGCUCCGUUCGCGUGAAUGAGAAUUUUCAGAAUCCCUGAGUUGAACGACAAAGCCGAUGAUGGGUUUAUCGCUCCGGUGAAAGCGGGCGCCAAAGAGAUUUAAUGCGCCUCUGAAUGCUUUAAGCCCGUCACUGGCGGCGGGUGCAAAACGGGAUAUCUCGGCGUCUCCUCCUCGGUUACCCCGGACGCUUUACCCCAGCCAUGGCUCUGGUGACUCUGCAGCGCUCCCCUACACCCAGCGCCGCAUCCUCAGCCAGCACCAACGCAGGGGAGGAUAUAGGCAGUGAUGAUGAUCGAAAAGCAAACCUAAGCUUGAGUGAAAGUUUCUUCAUGGUAAAGGGGGCAGCUUUGUUUUUACAGCAAGGCAGCAGUCCACAAGGGCCCAGAACACCCACCCAUCACAAAAACGCAGGUGAUCUUCCACAGCACCUACAAGUAAUGAUAAACACCCUUCGCUCUGAAGACAGAAUCACAUUGGCUGUUAGGUUAGAAAGUGGAUGGACAGAUCAUGUGCGGUACAUGGUGGUUGUGUACACAAAUGGGCGUGAGGACACUGAAGAGAACAUACUGCUGGGGAUGGACUUCACAGAUAAUGACAGUAAAAGCUGCUCUAUUGGGAUGACCCUUCCGCUGUGGAGUGAUACCAAGAUCCACUUGGAUGGAGAUGGAGGUUUCAGUGUGAGCACAGCAGGAAGACUGCAUGUCUUUAAGCCUGUGUCAGUCCAGGCAAUGUGGUCUGCCCUCCAGGUAUUGCACAAAGCAUGCGAGGUGUCCCGUAGGUACAACUAUUUCCCAGGGGGAAUGGCCCUCACCUGGGCUGGCUAUUAUGAGAGCUGCAUCUCCUCAGAGCAGAGCUGUAUCAAUGAGUGGAAUGCCAUGACAGAUCUGGAGACCACCAGGCCUGACUCCCCAGUCAUGUUUUCUGAUCAGCCAACUGAGAGAGAGAGAACAGAGUGUAUGAUCAAAGCCAAACUCCGAAACAUAAUGAUGUUUCAGGACCUGGAAAAUAUUACUUCCAAGGAGAUCCGAAAUGAACUGGAACAACACAUGAGCUGCAACCUGAGGGAGUAUAAAGAGUUUAUUGACAAUGAGAUGCUGCUUAUCCUGGGCCAGAUGGACAAGGCUACAUUCAUAUUUGACCAUCUGUACCUGGGCUCAGAAUGGAACGCAUCCAAUUUGGAAGAGCUCCAAGAAUCUGGGGUUGGGUAUAUCCUCAAUGUCACAAGAGAGAUUGACAACUUUUUCCCAGGUACUUUUUGUUAUUAUAACAUCCGUGUUUAUGAUGAUGAGACUACAGAUCUGCUGGCCCACUGGAACGAAACCUACAACUUCAUAGUUAAAGCCAAGAAAAACAACUCUAAAUGCCUAGUCCAUUGCAAGAUGGGAGUGAGCCGCUCAGCAUCCACUGUAAUUGCUUAUGCUAUGAAGGAGUGUGGAUGGUCGCUUGAGAAGGCAUACAAUUUUGUCAAACAGAAGAGAAGUAUAGCACAACCCAAUCCAGCUUUCAUGAAACAACUGGCUGAGUAUGAGGGGAUUUUAGAUGCCAGCAAGCAGCGACACAACAAACUCUGGCAACCAGAUGGUGACGAGUACUCAUUGGAGGGUCUCCAGGCUUCAGCUGCCAGUGGUGACCAGACUCCAUUUUCCUCACUUCCUGAUCAGGAGGAUGCGGCAUGGGGCCAAGGAGGAGCAAGUUCUUCCCUUUGCUGUGGAGAUGAGCCAACAGACCAUCUCAAUUACAACUACUACUUCCGCCGACUUUCAGAUACCGCUCUGGACAGUGAACCAUCAACGCCAGUUCGAGGUCCUCCACUUUUAGGCAUGGAGCGAGUCUUCAUUGAGAUUGAAGAUGUUGAGAGGGAUGCAUUGUUGGAUGAUGAGGGCUUCCCCACAGCUCACUUGGCCCUCCCUGGGGAGGGCACAGCAGCCCAGACCUGCAGCCGGUUGGAGCCUUUGGAGGACUUGCGUUUGCGGCUGGAGUUUAGCACAGUGGUAGAGGAGGAUGAGGAGGAAGCACAAAAGGAAGAAGCAGAGAUGGCAGCCUUAGCUCGUGGCGAGGAGAUGCCGAGAGAUGACGAACGUCUGGCAAACUUGAACCGCUUUAACAACGAGAACGCCAACAACAGCAACAGGCUGGCUGGGAAACGCAGCUGCCCUUCCGGCUUUGACGACAGUGCUAGCAUUGGAAACCCCUUCAAAGUGAAGCCCUCAUAUCAGUCGUGCCGAGACUGCCUGCGCCUGCCCAGUGGCCGCCGCUGUGAACGUCGCAACCAUCGCCUUAACCUGCCACGUCACACUGGCCUGCCCAGAAUCUCCAUCCAGGCCCCUGGGGGAAACCAAUUUAGUACCAUUGCCAUCAAUAAGGUGCCUCCCACUGUCCCUCGCCAUCACAUAUGCAGCGGACACUGCCAGUGCACUCGUUACUCCAGUGCUCCUGAAGUGGUGAGCUUGGAUGCUUACCACAAGCAACUGGCUUUGCCUAAGAGCUGCAAUGAUCUUCCUCAGGAUUUUCAUUAUUCCUUGGAGACUGAGGACAUGGAUGAGAGGCACAAAAUGGAGGGGGAAGAGGAGGGCAGCAAGGAAAGCUCCAGCAGUCCUACUACAGAGCUUACUCUCCUGAGGCUCAGUCUGGGUGGUGAGAGGCCUACUGCGGAGAUCAGCCAGGGGACAUACCUGGAGACACAGAUCUCUCAGUCAGAACAGAUGGACUUGAGUGUAGAGGACACUGCCACAGAGGACAUGGAAGUGGAUGAUGGGACCAUCCCAAUGGACUCUGCUAAAUGCCCCACACUACAGCAAACUUUCACACCAGCCUCCUCACCACAAAGCUCUGCACUGAUGCGAAGCUCCAGCAGCGAAAGUCUGCAGAGCAUACAGGGAGGGCAGCCAGGCAUGGUACGUCAGCGAGCCCUAGAGAUUGAAAGCCGUAUGCGGCUUGCGGGUAUGACCAUGCCCUCCCAACUCAAACGGUCAAAUUCACUGGCUAAGCUCUGUGAUUUGGCCAUCUCCACCGAGGACCUCACACUUGCUGCCACAGUCUCCAUUGACUACAAUGAGCAAGACUCUGCUAUUGGCAUGCAAUCCUCUUGCUCUCCCAAGUUCUCUUUAACUGUGUUGCAAAAUUUAAAAAGCUGACUUCUCAAAGAUUUCAGAACUGCUUUCUCAGUGAAUGGUACAGCUCCAUGACAAACCGACAAAGUCCUACAAUGGAGCCUGUUGCUGCAAUACACCUCAUGAGAACAAUCAAGCCAGAGUUGGACCUCCUUCCAACAGCCCUUAACAUAACUGCACUGCAUUUCUCAUGUUUGUCUGUGCUUUAACUAAGAUGUAUAUUAAAGAAGCAUGCUCUGGCUUGGACCUUCAUUAACGACUUUGUUGAUAACACUUUGCUUUGUCUUGCUAAAGGAAGUGCUACUGAUUAAUGUUUUAAUAUACAUGUGACCCAUCUGUAGGUGGUGUAAUACAGACCUAACAAAACCGUAAAUAUACAGGCUGAGUGCAACGAUUUUCCUACAAUCCUUAAAGAAUUUGUGUAGGACUGAUUGUUCAAAUAUUCUGUUGAUCUCCAUAAUUUAAUUUUACUACUUUAAGAUACUUUAAAGGAAUAUUCUGUGUUCAAUACAAGUUAAGCUCAGUCAACAGUAUUUAUGGCAAAAUGUUGAUUACCACUUUAGACUUGUCCCUCCUUUUCUUUAUAAAAAGCAAAAAUCUGGGUUACAGUGAGGCACUUACAAUGGAAGUGAAUGGGGCCAAUCCGUAAACAUUAAAAUACUCAUUGUUUCAAAAGUAUCAACGAAAACAAUAUGGGUGUUAACAUUAUUUUAGUGUGAUAAAAUGCUUACUAACCUUUUCUGUGUAAUGUUAUAUACAAUUUUUCAAUUUUGUUGCCAUGACACAAAGCCAUAAACCCUGAAAACCUAAAACGACAGUUUAAAAACUGUACAGCUCAAAUAACACACAAGUUUUAACAGAAGAAUUCAUGUAAGUGCUUUUAUAAAAUUAAAAGCUUCACAUUUCUGCCUUUAAACCCUUCAAAAAUUGGCCCCAGUUUAAUAAAAAAAAAGAUCAUGAACAAAAUCUUAACCCAAAGCUUAUGCCUUACAAAAAAGAAAUUGAUAAAUAUUUUGCAAUUAACAUUAACAUAAAUAUUUUAGUGGCAACGUUGUUUACGGCAAACAAUUGUUGUCUUCAACAGCAAUAUAGUUCCACAAAUGUUUUUGAAGAACUCUGUCAACUACAAAGUAAUUUAAGACUAAAAAUCUGUCUAAAAUUGAUUAACAUGUCUAUUGAAGUCACUGUGUUACUCCACCCUGAUAUUUACUUGAAUCAUUAAUUGUUGUCUUUUAAGAUCAACAUAUUCCAUUUGCAGAAAUUACAAUAUCAACAAAGCCACAUAAUUAGUCUUUUAUCCAGAGAAAACAGAAACAUAAUUUGUAUUAGAACUUCUCACCUGGUGUUUUUCACAUCAGGUGGAUCUGAAAUGUACUACUAGAGUACAGCUCUAAUGUAAUUUAGCUUAUGCUGUUUAUUGUACAAAUUGUAGCCUGUGAUGUGCAAAAAGGCUUUAUCAGCAACACAUUUGUAUAAUACAGUCUUCAAGUUGAUAGUAUGAUAAUGUGGGGCCUAGAGACUUUCUUGAGCUUGUCAAUUAACUACCAUUAGGUGCAUGAAACGUGUACCAGAACAUAUAAAGUUGGAUCAGUGCUCUGAGGUAACUAGUAACAAUUAUAUAAGUAUUGGUUAAACUCGAACUUAAUUUCAAAUGUGUUUAUAUAUACACCGAUCAGCCACAACAUUAAAAC